AUGCGACGCACGCUGCAAUCGGGCCUGCUCCUCGGCCUGUCGGCGCUCGCCGCCGCCGUCUUCAAGGACGAGGUGGGCGACAUCGACUUCCACUACUCCCUCGUCGGCCUCCCCCAGGUCGAGACCACCUUCUUCCACCGCCCGCGAAAGGAGGACAAGGCGAGCCUCCUCUACACCCUCAGCGACAUCGGCAUCCUCGGCGCCGUCAACCCGAGCAACGGAGACUUGGUGUGGCGACACCAGAUCGCUGACGAUGCCUCCCCCACCAGCGGGGGCUUCCUGCGGGCCCCGGAAGGCGAGAAUUGGGUCGCCGCCGCCUACGGCUCGAGCGUCCAGGCCUGGAGCGCGCUGACGGGCAGGAACCUCUGGCGCGUGGACUUCAAGGGCGAGGUCAAGGAUCUUGAGAUACUCGAGCUGACCGAGGCUUCGAGGAAAGACGUCCUCGCCCUCUUUGACGAGGAUGGCGUCACCGUUCUGCGACGUCUGCAUGGCGCCCUCGGCACCGUCGUCUGGGAGUUUCGCGAACACAGCAAUGAUCUGCCUCUCCAGGUAUCAAACAAUAUUGCCAACGUCUACGUCGUCAGUCUCCACGGCUCGCCCUCGUCCUACAGCCUCAAAGUCACCUCCCUCGAGACGGCAACGGGCACGCGCGUCAACCACGUCGUCGUCGGUGCCAAAGGCGACAUUCACGGGCCCGGCGACGUCAUGUUUGUCGGCUCCAACUCGGCCGCGCCCAUCGUCGCGUGGACCAACCAGGGCUCGGCCAAGCUCAACGUCAACGUCUUGGGGAGCAAGUCCAAGCAAGACUUCAAUCUCCCGCCCGACACCGCCUCGGUGCAGAUCCACGCGCCUCACUUGACCCAGUCGCAGACGCACUUUCUGGUACACACUCGUUCAAAAGGGGAAAAGACAAACAAGGCCAUGGUGUUCCACACGGACCUCAAGACACGCCAGAUCAAAUUGGCGUACGAGCUGCCGGCCUUUCGAGGCCAUGGCGCCUUUUGCACCAGCUCCGAAGGGGCCAAUGUCUACUUCGCUCAGAUCAGCAGCGACGAGACGCUCAUUGUAUCUUCUGAGUCGCAUGGCAUUCUCGCUCGCUGGCCAAACAACCGAGCCGUCGACAUCAGCCCCGUCCAUGCCGCGGCAGAGGUCAUCAAGAAACCCGGUGGACAGGAGUUUGCGGUUCGCUCCGCCGUCGUCACCAACUCGGGUGAUUGGGCGCUGCUGCGCAACGGCGAAAAGGACUGGACUCGGCACGAGGGCCUAUCUGGCGCCGUGGCCGCCGUCUGGGCCGAGAUACCCGAGGGUGAGGACCUCGCCAAGGUUCUCGCCCAGGAGGCGCACACCAACCCGCUGGCUGCCUACAUUCAUCGCGUAACCCGCCACAUCGACGACUUGAAAUACCUGCCCCGCUACCUGGCUAGCAUCCCAGAGCGUGUCGUGAACAGCAUAGCGGGCGGAGACCUCGUGGGCCACAAGGAAGGCCUGCGCCGAGACACGUUUGGCUUCAACAAGAUUCUCGUCGUCGUGACUCGCCGAGGGCGCUUCUACGGCCUGGAUUCCGGAAAUCACGGCCAGGUACUCUGGACGCACAGCUGGUUCCCUCGUGACACAGACACGCCCCUCAUCGUCAAGGGUCUCGUUUCAGACGACGAACACGGAAUCGUUGCCAUGUACGGCGCUGGGGGCGAGUAUGCCGCCUUCAACGCAAGCUCCGGCGUGGCUCGCGAGGUGCUCCUUGCAGAAGGCGAGAAGCCCGGCGUGUCCUGCACUGCCGUCGUUGAGGGCGGGUCAGGCACGGGUCUGCUUCCCAUUGGAAACGAUGAUCUGCCGACGCGAGAUCUUCCCGCCGAUUGGGACUCGGAACAGACCGUUGUCGUCCGCGGCGAAGGCGAGACACUCAAGGGCAUCAGAUUCAGCGCGGAAGGCGGCAAGGUGACCAAGCAGGAGAUGUGGCAGCUUCAGAUGCGUCCGGGGCUCGAGAUUGAACAAAUCGUGACACCUCCUGCGCAUGACCCCGUUGCCUCGAUCGGCCGCGUCCUGGGUGACAGACGCGUCCUGUACAAGUAUCUCAACACCAACAGCAUCGUCGUUGCUGCCACCAACGGGUCGGCCAACGCCCUGUCCGUCCAGCUGGUCGAUACCGCCUCGGGCCAGGUUCUCACGUCUCAGCUGUACAAGGGCGUGGACUCGCGCAAAUCGAUUUCGUGCACCAUGGCCGAGAACUGGUAUGCCUGCUCCUUUUUUGGGGACUACAUGCUCGACGAUGAUACGGAGCGCUCCCUCAAGGGCUACCAGGUGGUGGUCACGGACCUCUACGAGUCCCCGGAGCCCAACAGCCGCGGGCCGCUGGGCGACGCGGCCAACUUCUCGUCGCUCGACCCCGUCGACAACCCCGUGGGGGGCCUGCCGCUCCCCUGGGCCCUCUCGCAGGCAUACGUCGUCUCGCAGCCGCUGACGCACCUGGCCGUUACCCAGACGCGCCAGGGCAUCAGCACGCGGGAGCUCGUCGCCUACCUGCCGCACGCCCACGGCAUCCUGGGCCUGUCGCGGCACGUACUGGACCCGCGGCGGCCGGUCGGGCGGGACCCCACGGCGGCGGAGAUGGAGGCCGAGGCGCUAAUGCGGUACGCCCCGGCCUUUGAGAUCGACCCGCGCACCGUCCUCUCGCACGAGCGCGACGUGGCGGGCAUCCGCGGCCUCGUGACGGCGGCGGCCGUCGUCGAGAGCACGAGCCUGCUGGCGGCAUACGGUGUCGACGUGUACGUGGCGCGCGUGGCUCCCAGCGGCGUCUUUGACAUCCUGGGCAGGGGCUUCAACAAGGUGACGCUCGUGGCGACGGUGCUGGCCCUGUCUGGCGGCGUCAUGUUUCUGGCUCCAAUGGUCCGGAGGAAGCAGAUUGACCGGAGGUGGCAGGCGUUUCUGUGA
Hirsutella rhossiliensis is the source of this 2928-nucleotide messenger RNA. RefSeq names its product PQQ-like domain-containing protein. The transcript is spliced from 2 exons. Gene Ontology annotation, biological process: protein folding in endoplasmic reticulum. Gene Ontology annotation, molecular function: protein binding. Gene Ontology annotation, cellular component: EMC complex. The coding region runs from base 1 to 2928 and encodes 975 amino acids. The record is from RefSeq and is a predicted model, not a curated record. Lineage: Eukaryota; Fungi; Ascomycota; Sordariomycetes; Hypocreales; Ophiocordycipitaceae.